Drosophila kikkawai is the source of this 893-nucleotide messenger RNA. RefSeq lists its product as uncharacterized. Lineage: Eukaryota; Metazoa; Arthropoda; Insecta; Diptera; Drosophilidae. The record is from RefSeq and is a predicted model, not a curated record.
CAUCGAUGAGUGAUCAGCCACACAAUGGCGUCGGGCGCCUCCGCCUCAAGGUCUGGCUGUGGAUCUCCGUGGCGGCUCUGGUGGUCAUCGUCCUGGCCAUUGUGCUGCUCAUCCUGCCGAGCCUGAUAAUCACCAAAUCACUGGUGCCGAACGUCGUGGCCACCUACAUCUUCUUCGUCCUUGGAUUGGUGGCCUUGUGCGUGUACGCGUGUGUGACGUGGCUGCGCCGCCAAUUUCCCUACGAUUGGGUCAUCUGCGGAGUCAUUGCCGUCCUCCUGGCUUUCGGAACAGUCUCGGUUUUGCAUGAGCGAGAACCGCCCCAAGUGCUACUCCUAAGCGUGGAGAUCCUGAUAAUGCUGGUGCUGCUCCUGCUGUUCGGCUCCUACCAACUGCCCAACUGGCCCACAAUAGCCCAGCUCCUGAUCGGCUGGUACCUUUUUGCGGUGUUGGCCAGCUUUAUCGUGGUGAUGGUUUUCCAAUACAUGACCGACACUCUUUGUGCCAUCAAGGUGGCGAUGCACUUUGCGCUGUGGGAAGUGGCAUUUCCGGUGGUCGUGUUCCAGGCCCAGGUAAUAUCCGGCUUUUGGGAUAAUGUGCCGCCUCUACUCGACAAACCGCUCUGUUCGGUAAUGCUAGUUCUGGACUUUCUAGCCUGCUACGCCUUCCUGGCUUGUGUUGAUGAUAUUGCAACCUUUAUAGGCUACUUCGGGAAAGCGUCAUCACAAAAAUUCUUUAUGCGUCUCAUGGAAUAGGAUGGUUCGUGAGCUAAUAAGGACCAUGCCACAUACAUAUGUAUUUAGGCAUCGAGUAUAAGGCACCAGCCUGCUGAGAAAUGUGUUUAAUUUAAUAAAGUAAUUCUUACUAGACCUUUGGAAAAGGUCCUUAUAAAUUAA